Molecule: messenger RNA, 5445 nt
Organism: Amphiprion ocellaris (clown anemonefish)
Lineage: Eukaryota; Metazoa; Chordata; Actinopteri; Pomacentridae
Gene: ppp2r5cb
Product: protein phosphatase 2, regulatory subunit B', gamma b
Exons: 16
Coding region: 73-1809 (578 amino acids)
Biological process (GO): signal transduction; protein dephosphorylation
Cellular component (GO): protein phosphatase type 2A complex; cytosol; nucleus
Molecular function (GO): protein phosphatase activator activity
Source: RefSeq, a predicted model, not a curated record
GUGCCCUGAGAGUUGUCAAGGUUUUGGUUGUGGAGUAUCCGAGAGGGGAACAAGGGCGGCUACGCUUGUACAAUGCCGAAUAAAACGAAAAAGGACAAGGAGUCUGUUAAGUCUGGCAAAAUGGCAAAGAGUGGAGGACAGGAGAAUUCAGAGCAUGAGCAGAGCUCGAACAGGAAGGCCAGCAAUAGUGCUCCUCCCACCACCCAGCUGCUAAAGGGGAAGCAGCCAGGUUCACAGACACCUGUCAAAAAAGACAAGAGGCAGAGUUCCUCUCGCUUCAGCUUGAGCAACAACAGGGAGCUGCAGAAACUGCCUGCUUUUAAAGACGUUCCCCCUGCAGAGCAGGAGAAGCUGUUCAUCCAGAAGUUGCGCCAGUGCUGCGUUCUCUUCGAUUUUGUCUCGGACCCACUGAGCGACUUGAAAUGGAAGGAGGUGAAACGAGCAGCGCUGAGCGAGAUGGUGGAGUACAUCACCCACAACAGGAACGUUAUUACCGAGCCCAUCUACCCAGAGGUGGUCCACAUGUUUGCUGUGAAUAUGUUCAGAACAUUGCCACCAUCAUCCAACCCCACCGGUGCAGAGUUUGACCCAGAGGAAGAUGAGCCCACGCUAGAGGCUGCAUGGCCACAUCUACAGCUCGUCUAUGAAUUCUUCCUACGGUUCUUAGAGUCUCCAGACUUUCAACCAAACAUAGCCAAAAAAUAUAUUGACCAGAAGUUUGUAAUGCAGCUCUUAGAACUGUUUGACAGUGAAGACCCCAGGGAAAGAGAUUUUUUAAAGACCACUCUGCAUCGCAUCUACGGCAAGUUCCUGGGCCUGCGAGCGUACAUUAGGAAACAGAUUAAUAACAUUUUUUAUAGGUUCAUCUAUGAGACUGAACAUCAUAACGGAAUAGCAGAAUUACUGGAAAUACUAGGCAGCAUAAUCAAUGGAUUUGCGUUACCGUUGAAAGAAGAGCACAAGAUAUUCCUGCUAAAAGUCCUGCUGCCUUUACACAAAGUCAAGUCUCUUAGUGUUUAUCACCCACAGCUGGCCUACUGUGUGGUACAGUUCUUAGAGAAGGAUAGCACUCUCACAGAACCAACAGUCAUGGCUUUGUUAAAAUAUUGGCCAAAGACCCACAGUCCAAAAGAGGUGAUGUUCCUCAACGAGCUGGAGGAGAUUCUGGACGUCAUCGAGCCUUCAGAGUUUGUCAAAGUCAUGGAGCCGCUGUUCAGGCAGCUGGCCAAGUGUGUGUCGAGCCCGCACUUUCAGGUGGCAGAGCGGGCUCUCUACUACUGGAACAAUGAGUACAUCAUGAGCCUGAUCAGUGACAACGCUGCCAAGAUCCUGCCCAUCAUGUUCCCGUCGCUUUACCGCAACUCCAAGACCCACUGGAACAAGACGAUCCACGGGUUGAUCUACAACGCCCUGAAACUCUUUAUGGAAAUGAACCAGAAGCUGUUUGAUGACUGCACUCAGCAGUUCAGGGCAGAGAAGAGCAAAGAGAAAGCCAAAUGGAAAGAGAGGGAAGAGGCCUGGCUCAAGAUUGAGAAUCUAGCAAAGUCAAACCCACAGUUUCUGAUGUACGUUGACUCGAUAGGAUCAGGCAGUCCGAUGGACUUGGACACGGACGGGCUGCUGCUAGACGACGUCAACAUGCUGAAGAAAACCGUAGAGGAGGAAGCCACACAGAUCCUAAAAGAUCAGCGCCGAGAACGCCCGCUGAUGAGGAGGAAAUCGGAGCUGCCCAAAGAUAUCUCCACUGUCACGGCCUUGGAGUUGCACCGAAGAGCCGAGGAAAUGUUGACGACGCACGACGGCCACUAAGAGACCACGCCAGAUCCACCGUAAACCAGCAGCAUCCACAGAGGAACCACAGGCCCGCCGCGGCCCAGCACAACAACGAACUCUGCUAUCUCAGUCCAGCCCAGCACAACACAGAACUGAACAGUCCCAGCUCCACCUGACACAGAUAAUGUCGACACAUCUGAAGCCUGGUUUUGGCUUUUCUGGGGAGAAGCGGUGCUCGGUCCUCACCCGCCUCCCUCCAACCUUCUUCCCACCUGGUUCUGGUUCAGCAGACGUCGGCGGCGCUGGACGGUCCUGCAUGACCACGACAUGCACCGUUUCCUGAACUUCACCAGAGAUACUGUAUUGUCGUUUUCUCCUUUUUCCACUCUAGUUUUUCCUCUUCUGUCCUCUCAGUUUGUGUUUUCGGGCGCUCUGCUGCCCCCUUCUGCUCAUUUUUCUCAGGUGUUCUGUGUGUGAGCUGUCGUCUCAUCUUGUCUCUUCUUUAUAGAUGUCAGGUGCUUGUACAAACAAUAUGAGCUCCACUACUCCACAGAGUACUCCUUUGGUUUAACUGAAAAAAAAAGCAUCAGUUGGUGAGACGAUUCCACUUGUUUCUAUAUAUUUAAUAUUUUUCUCAUGACGUUGAAACUAGACAGCUGUUUAUAUUUUUCCCUGUAUAGUAUAUUAGGAGGUCUUCUCAGAGUAAAAAAAAAAUGCUUCCUAUAUGUGUAACUGUUCUGUUGCUUGCUAUUAUUUCACUUUCCGUUAGCUGUGAAGGUUCAGUGAUACAGAAUUACCGGAAAAGAUUAUUAAAUGUAGAGCCCGACUGAUACUGGACUGUUGACACAGAAUUAAAAAAAAAAAAAAGAUUUUUGAUAUUGAUACAUCAGCUGAUAUUCUUUAUAUAUAUAUUAAUAUAUAUACACAUUAAGUAUGUGAAAUUAUAUUUAAAAAGAUGGAAUAAUCGUAGUGUUUUUCACAAUGUUCCGUGAAGACACUGCUUGACUCCGCACCACCAUCUGCUCAGCUACAUGUGCUGCAGACAGUGCUUAGAGGACUGAUAACAUUGGAUUCAUAGCUGCUCUGCUGGACAAAUUACACCUACGUAUGCGUAACAUAUUUUUUUGCACAUUUUGAAGUAGUAACAUGAGAAGAAGUUAAUCAAAACUGCAGCGUUCAACAAAAAUAACUCCAAUUGACGUGUUUUUUGAAGAAAAAGAGCUUUGUAAGAGAUGGAAACACCUUUUUUCAGUUAAGUUUUGACUUCUUUCAUGUCUUUAUAGCACGAAAUAUGGCCAAUACCAGCUGCCAUGAAAGAAUAAUUCAAACUUUUAUUGUUUUUAUUUGUUUCUUCUUGUUUCCAGCUUCUUUUACUCUGUUUCUUAUAGUCAUGCAGCCGAUAGUGCCACCUUCUGGUGACACUAUGCUACCUAGUUUUUACAAAAACAGUCCAUGAAAACUAACCAAAUUCACAUUUUGUUAUCUCAACAUUUAUUGCGUUUGAUUCAAAUGUGUUUGAUUAUUUUCUGAGAAUAUUUCUAAAUUAUCUCGAGCAUCUUUUUCUGCAUUAUGCUGUGUUUCUAUAUCCAUCUGCGACAAACCAGUAUCGGUUGGGCUUUAAUUAAAAGCAUCAUACGACAGUUCUGUUCGUCAGACAGAGCUGGCCUGACUGUGGAACCUGGACCUCAGAUUUUCCAUCCUGUGAAGCCGAGUUUGGUGCCAACUUCUCUCAUUCAUUUAGCUCCUUUCUUCAAAGAAAAAAAAAACAACAAAAGAAGCUUUCAAAUUGUGUAGGCAAUAAGUCAGCACAGGUCCUGCUGAGUGUCUGUUCAGAUCCAUUCUUCGUUCCCUGGAACAGUCGAGGCCCGGUUUUGCUGCGCAGGGUUACAUGACAGGGGGAUUGUGGGAUUUAUUUUUAGUUGCCCCUUCACAUCCAGCCAUGCUGGGGAGUGUUUAUCGUGGUCAUUAGCAUUCAGUACAAAUCGCUGCCAUUCAUGUGAGGCUUAUGAGAGGUUAGAGAGAUGCCUGGGAUUUACCCGAUGUUGCUGUGCAUCAGCAGGAGUUCAAUCGGGGGCCGAUCGAUUCUUUUCUACUCUUCUUGAGCAAGCGAGACCCUUUUAAUUUAUGAAACACUUGGUAGAGAUGCUUCAUAGAGGAGGUGUGUUUGGUUUGAACAGGUCAAACAUAAGCCUUUCUUUUCACAGUGCCUUUUGUAGUCUAAAUGGAAUGUUUGCUCAGCUAAGAAUCGAGUAGUAGCAUGAAAGAAAACGCCAGAUAAUUAAAAAAAAACAAAGGUCAGGUGCAGCAGCUUGGACUCCAGCACAUGCCUUGUUGUGGAUAAAGAGCCGAGGCAGCGUGGUCGCCCCAAACCACUUCAGCAAAGAAGCACUUCCUGAUAAAACUUGAAAGAAAAAUAGAAACACAACUAAAAAAAAAAACCCAACAAACUAGUAAAAAGAAUUGAAAUCCGUGAUGCUGUCUGUCUUGGUGUGUGUGUCGGUGGAGGGUUUCUCCUCCCCGCGGUGCCUCCAACACGAGAGGAAUUCGCCUCCUCAUUUUACAUUCUGGGCCCCCCGCUGUCCCAUUCCAGUUUUUUUUGGUCUCUUUUUUUCUGAUUUGUACCAUUUUGUUUGACCCCUCCUGCCCCAAAACCUGCACACUUGCUUCGGUUAAAGGUGGAGUCUGCGAUUCAAGUCCAAAACUCGGUGAAUAUCUCCUCACUUUUCUCUGUAAAAGCUUAGAAAUCUCUGGAAAUGGAGAAACAGUCUUGUGCACAUUUAGGCUCCUUUGUGUUUUGUUUAAAUUGCAGACUCCACCUUCCGUUACACCCUCCCACCCGGCAGGGCUCGUUCCUCGGUUUCCACCCAUUCGAUCUGUUUCUGGAUGCUUGCAAACUUCUUUUCGUUGUGGUUUUGAUUCUUCCUUCUGCCUGCAAAACCUCUUUCGUCAGUGUUUCAACUGAAUGUGCAAAUUGUAAAUAUUACUGCAGUCAUGUUGUUCUGUUUCUCUCCAUGUUUGUCUUGAAGAACAACAGUCACCAAAGGCUUUUUUUGUUGUUAUUGUUGUUUUAACCAAACGCUCUGGUUAUUAUUUGAUGAAAGGAAGAGCGAUUCCAUCCACUGAGUGAUCUGCAGCCUCUCGGUGGUGACUAUUGUUCUUCUCCAAAUGGCUUUAAUAUUGGCUUCGUUGGAGCUCUCUGCUUCGUUUUACAUAAGCUUUGUUUGCUUUUUCUUUCAAAAAAAAAGAAUUACUAUUGCAAGUGUCCUUUAGUAUACGUCUCAUACUAAAUGGCUUCAUCUAAUAUUGUACAUAUAAUGUACUUUUUGUGUUAUAACUAUUAUUAAAUGGUAGAUUUCAUAUUUUGUACAAACUACCCUGUGUACAGCAUACAGAGGUUAUUAGCAGCUGCAGCAGACGGUUGUAUGUUGCACACAGUUCAGCACACGGAACUUAUUUACAUUUAGAAACUGUAUAGAGGUCGGAUAGUUUUUUAUCUUUGUAAUCGGACAUCUUUUUCCUUUUUCUUUUCCCACCUCCAGACAUGUGUUGCUCCUACAUACAUGAGCUUUUUGUGUGUGCUUUUAUCCAAAUCUCCAGUGGUGUACAUCUAUCUAUAUACAGCAAAUAAAGAGAACAUGUGAGUUUUAUAUUUUCAUCCUAAAAAAAACCAAA